This is a messenger RNA of Ziziphus jujuba (common jujube), 4452 nucleotides long. RefSeq lists its product as uncharacterized. Bases 389 to 3433 code for a protein of 1014 amino acids. The record is from RefSeq and is a predicted model, not a curated record. The transcript is spliced from 4 exons. NCBI's taxonomy places the organism in Eukaryota, Viridiplantae, Streptophyta, Magnoliopsida, Rosales, Rhamnaceae.
AAAUAGAAAGGGGGUUCUUAGAAGGAGUAAAAGGGUGAAUUUCAAUGGUGUUAUGUUCAUAGAUUAGCACAAUGGUAGAAUCUGUGAAUCUUACAAACCGCUGAUGCUAUAAGACGUAAAAUCAUAUGUUCGAUAUUACUGGAAUGUAUAGACUAGCCAAGGCUAAUAGCAAAAUUGUGUCCAAAAUUUACUUUAUCCCAUGCCCAACAUAUUUUUUUUCUCAACCAAAUUAUUGCUUCUAUUUGGAGUUAAUUACCAUCUUUUAGGCUUUAUGAACCAUAUUGCUUUUACUGCAAUCAUGGGAUUUUGACUGAGUACUGCAUGUAUAAUGUCCUCUAGAUAUCACAUUCAUGGGAUUGACUGAAUACUUUGUAACAAAAUAAGUUUUAUGGGAAAAUAUGCUUGUGAUUCUUCAGGUUAUCUAGAUCAUUUUACAUCUGAUGACUUUGAUAUUACAGAAGUUUAUAUGGAGCAGACAGAACGUACAACUUUACCCAGCGUGAAAUGUGGUGAGGUGUCAAAAUCCGAAAAGCAUUUUCAUGGUGAGACUUCUAGUCCUGUUGGUUGUCCCACUGUUAGUUUAAACAUCCAAGCCUCUUUGUUACCUGAUCCUUCAACCACAGAGAAAUGUGUUGAAAAUUUCUGUAAGAGGAAGAAAACGAAGAAUACGAAAAAGAAACAGAAAAAAAAACGUGAGUCAGCUAAAAUGUUGUAUGAUGAGAUAGUUUCUGAGGCAGGACGUAGCGUAUGUACUACAGACGAUUUAAUGACAUCUUAUCAUUCAUCCAAGGCAGACGUGAAAAAUCCUGCUUUACAUUGUGAAGCUGGAAAGUGCAGAAAGAAUGGCUUUUCAUAUCCUGGCAUCACUUCUCCAUCUGUAUUGAAUGUGACAAGUGAUCAAAACUGUGAGAAACUUCCUAAGGCUUCGCAUGUUGGUUUCCCUGGUUGUAAUAGGACUUGUGUACCAGCUAAUUUUAAAAGCUGUAAUGGUGGCUGUGGAACUGAAAAUAUUUACAAGAAUUUGAAUACAAGCAAACGAGGGCCAAAUGAAGUAAGCACCAACAGCAUUUCUGAGAAGCUUCAGGGUAGUGAAUUUUCUAGACACGCAGAUUGCAGUAAAGUUGGAGAUUGCAGAUAUAAAAACACCAAAACCAGCAGGUGCUGUUACAUUGUCUACAAUGUUCAUGAUAAUUUUGCAUCUCAUUCUUGUGCAAUAAAAGAGAUUGUGCGUUGUUCUCAUAAUGUCAAGGGAAGUAGGCAUUUUGUCUGGCAAAAAAAGAAUGCUAGCUCGGCAGAAUUACGAGGAAAAAGUUAUAGUUAUCACUCUUUUUAUGGUCAUGGCUACUUACCUGGUCCAUUAGUUUGCUCUUCUGUAUCCACCGCUGCAGCUCAUGGCACUAAUAGAAUGAGACAAGUAGAGCCAUUUAUGUAUGGGCGAAGGUGGAGUAGAGUAUUGAAAGAACAACCGCAAUCGGCUGCUCAACAGGUGUUGAAUUGGGACCUUAAGAGACAUUUCUCAUCAACAUGUCAUUUAUGUGACUGGGAAAGUCGCUCUGGAAAAUCAAAAGCAGAUUUGACCAAUUCAUUUACGCAUGAAAAGUACGACAGAAAGAGAGAUACAGGUGCAAAGUUUUUCGAGCUCUAUGAUAAGGAUGCUAUAUCACAGAAGCAUUUGUCACAUAUACCUUUAAAAUUACCACAUUACAAGAGCAGAUAUACUGCAAGAAACUUUUAUGGGAGCCAGCAUAUUGAAGGUUUACCAAAUGGCUCUCAACUGUACAAUUUGAGGAAGAUUCCAAGCAGGGAACAUGUAUGCCAUAGGUCUUCGUGUGUUUCCCUGCAAAGUAAACCAUGCUCAGAAUUUGAAUUUCAUAGAAACAUUGAGUUUAGACAAAAUUUUACUUCUGGAGCAGCUAUAUGGAAAUGGAUUCCUGUUGUUAAGGGACAGAGAAAGCUGACAGAGAGGACUGGUUCUGCUGGUAUGUGCAAUGAAUUUAAGGAUAACUUUCUCGUUUUACAUGACAGGAUAAACGAUAGCCCUUUGGAAGGAAAUAAAAUUCCUAUUUCCUCAUGUACUGCGGUUUGUGAUCCUGAAAGCACAAGCUCAAUAUCCAGCCAGAAAACAAGCUUAGUUGAAAAUGCAAAUCAAAAUUUGUAUCAUGCUGAUGCUGCUAGAGGUCAUGAGGAUGAAUGUCAAUUUAAUAAGGCACCAGCUAGAAGACUAAAGGAUGCCCAUCAAAUCUCAAUUGGCUCACAAGCUGCAUGGGAAGCACUAAAUACUGCUUAUAAGGAAUUGGCAUCCACGGAUAUUCGGCUUUCAACGGAAUGUUCACUUGCACAGGUUGAAACACUUCUUCAUUCCGCUGCUCCCAUAAUUUCUUAUUCAACUGGGCAUAAAAGAUGUGACAUUUGCUCGUGUAACAGUUUUCUUUGUGAGUACCACAUACCGAAUUUACCACUCCGUGCUGUUUGGAACUGGUAUGAGAAACCAGGAAAAUAUGGAUUGGCUAUCAAAGUGGAGAACUCUACAAACCUAAAUGCUAUUCAAACUGAUUCAAUUUCGUUUCAUUUUGUUCCAUACCUUUCUGCCGUUCAGUUGUUUGGGUACCCUGAGCUCUCCAAGCGCUGUGUUAGAAAGAAAGAAGUAAUCGAUGGUGACAUUUAUGAUGGAGGAGAAGGAAUUGGACCGGACAACUCAUGUUCCAGAAUGUUGCCCAGACAUACCUCAGAAGCAAUGGUUGAGCUGAAUCAUUGUGAGGCAGGAGAUAAAAAUUUUGCUAUGAACUUUGAAUUGGUCAAGGAGCCUUUUAUUGCAUCUAAUAUUGUCGCUGUCAAUGGAAGUGAAGUUCUGGAUUCUUGUUUACUGGCCUCCCCCACUGAUAGCAAGCUAAUAUUUGAGUUUUUUGAAUCUGAGCUGCCGCAACAUCGAAAGCCUUUUUAUGAUAAAAUUCUGGAGCUAAUUGACGUCAAAACUUCCAACUGUGGUGAGUACCAGAUUUGCUAUGGAGACCCAUCAAAACUAGAUUGUAUGAAUCUGCAAGAAUUGCAUCCUGCAUCAUGGUUUUCAGUGGCCUGGUACCCUAUAUACCGAAUUCCUGAAGGGAAGUUCCACGCAUCAUUUCUUACUUACCAUUCAUUAGGACAUUUGGUUCAGAGACACAUUUUAGGUGAUUCUCAAGAAAAGGAUAUAUUUUGCAUUGUCUCCCCUGUGUUGGGAUUGGAAAGCUACAAUACUCAGGGUGAAUGCUGGUUUGAUCCUAAAAUAUCCUCUGAUAUAUUCAAUGGUUCUGCAAUUCUCAAAGAAAGGCUUGAAACACUCAAAGCAAAUGCAUUACUCUUCGCCAGAGGUCUUGUUUGGAAAGAUAACGUCAUGGAAUACAAUAAGCAGCCAGAUUAUGAGUUCUUUAUAUCUAGAAAAGCCAAUGUGGAUUAGUCCUGCAUUUUGAUUUUCUGACAAAACCAUUAUUAAUAGACUUAUUCGAGUUACCUACAUGAAGAAAGAAAAUUUCAGAUUCCAUCCACUGUAUCUUAGUAUUCAACAGCAUUAGGAAAUAUGUAGUGAGGCUGCCCAGAGAGAGUACAGAAAUAGAACUACACAAGUUCUUAAUUUGUGUUCUGACUAUAUUGGUAUAAUUGUGUUGUUGCAUUUGUUAUUUUCAAAUACCAUUUUCUCAUGCUUUACGAGUGGUUUGCUUUGCCUUUAUGAAGAAAACAGUUUGUGAUUUGUGAAGAACUUUCAGCCUAAUAUGUUGUCUUGCCUUUCUCGGAGCCCCACAGGUUCUGUUUGUUUAAAGAGAAAAAAAAGGUCCUAAAACGGGAAAAAAUACACAUUUCAAUCGUUACAUCUCGAGAAUCCAGCCUAGUUUAAAAUUUUGAGGCCUAAAUGUUUAGCUAUUUUCCAAUUCUGUUUUCUGUUUGUGUUUUCCCUAUUUUCUAUUGUGAGGAAGAUUCUAUCUUUCUUACAGCGUGGCAUGUCACAUGUGUUACAUAAAUGUGGAUGAACAUUUCUAGAAGCACUUGGUCACAGUUUAAAAAUGAAGCCAGUGAUGGGAAAUUUGACUUUUAGCCUUGCCUAACAAAGAGGGAGUUUGAAAACUCCCAUUAAGGCAGGGUGGGGCUUUGAUUCACUGACAAAGGAGAGCAAUGAUUGGCCUCCAAAAUUGGUGUCUCAUUUUGCCGUACGUCUCAAUUAAUCAAAACCAAGUUGCUUAACAUUAUUAAAAACAUAAAACAAAAACAGCUGUAUGCAAAGUGCUACAACUACUAUCAACAAUAAUAUCACAGAUUGGAUGCUAGCUGCUGAUGAAUAUAUGAAAACUUUAUCAAUAAUAAUAUCAUAUAUGAAAACUAUAUAUGAAAACUUUAAGCUAUGUAUGAAAUCUUUUCGGUGAUUUCAAGAUUGCUGGCCUGAAAGAAAUAUGAAAAAUGUAAAGGAUUAUCUAAUUUGAUUCA